CCGCGCCCGUCGCACGCACGCGUACUGCGCCCAGCAUGAGGGUCGCCGCUCUGAUCAGUGGUGGGAAGGACAGCUGUUAUAAUAUGAUGCAGUGCAUUGCUGCUGGGCAUCAGAUCGUUGCUUUAGCAAAUCUAAGACCAGCUGAAAACCAAGUGGGGUCAGAUGAACUGGAUAGCUACAUGUAUCAGACAGUGGGUCAUCACGCCGUCGAUCUGUAUGCAGAAGCGAUGGCUCUUCCCCUCUACCGCCGUACCAUAAGAGGAAGGAGUAUGGAUACGGGACGAGUGUAUACCGAACGUGAAGGUGAUGAGGUUGAAGAUCUCUAUGAGCUUUUGAAACUUGUUAAGGAAAAAGAAGAAGUAGAGGGGAUAUCAGUAGGUGCUAUACUUUCUGACUAUCAGCGUGUUCGAGUAGAAAAUGUGUGUAAAAGGCUUAAUCUCCAGCCUUUAGCUUACCUUUGGCAGAGAAACCAGGAAGAUUUGCUCCGAGAGAUGAUAUCAUCUAACAUUCAAGCAAUCAUCAUCAAAGUAGCAGCUUUGGGUUUAGAUCCAGAUAAGCAUCUUGGAAAAACCCUGGAUCAAAUGGAACCUUAUCUCUUAGAGCUUUCUAAGAAGUAUGGAGUCCAUGUUUGUGGAGAAGGUGGAGAGUAUGAAACGUUCACUUUGGAUUGCCCUCUAUUUAAGAAGAAAAUAAUUGUGGAUGCAUCAGAAGUGGUCAUACAUUCAGCUGAUGCAUUUGCACCUGUUGCUUAUCUACGCUUUUUGGAAUUGCACUUGGAGGACAAGGUGUCCCCAUUGCCUGACAACUACAGAACAUCUAAUUAUAUACAUAAUUCUUAAAAAGCAUUUUUGGACAUUGCUUACAAAACUGCCAUUUAUGGAAAAAAUUACAUAGUAUUUUCUCAAUUACUAUAUCCAGCUCUUUCUUUACAUUUUUUUUUAUUCUAAUAGAAACAUUGAUUAGUUGGGGAAAUGUGAAAGCCUUGUUCAUUCUUAUUGGCAAUUUCUUCAGGAUUCACUUUCUAUGACUUUUGUUACCAUGUCCUGUCCAUGACCUCUGUCUGAUGUGUGCCCUUUUUCCCCUUUAUUUCAUCUUCAACUCUCAUUUCUGUAACAUUUCUUUGCUUUCAUCACACUGGUUUAUUUUCCCCUUUCUCUCUUCCCUGCUCUCAUCUCCUCCAAUUAUAUAAUGAUGCAGAGCAUUUGAAAAUCAGGAUGAAAAGGCAAUCACUUUAUUUAGCCAAUCAAGUUGAUUCUACUGGGUGUCACCAACAUGAUUUGUCAUUUUUGUUUUGAUACAGUAUUCAUUUUAUCAACAUUAUUGGACAAUCAGGAAGAAUAUCAUUAACUCUUACUGGUUAUUUUGUAACAUUAAAAAACACAAUUUUUAUAUCCAAAAGGAAAAAGUCUCU
Molecule: messenger RNA, 1411 nt
Organism: Lynx canadensis (Canada lynx)
Lineage: Eukaryota; Metazoa; Chordata; Mammalia; Carnivora; Felidae
Gene: DPH6
Product: diphthamine biosynthesis 6
Exons: 9
Coding region: 36-839 (267 amino acids)
Biological process (GO): protein histidyl modification to diphthamide
Molecular function (GO): diphthine-ammonia ligase activity
Source: RefSeq, a predicted model, not a curated record